AUCCUCGACACGGACAAGCUUCCCUUUGGUCCAAUUUGAUACAUUCUUUCUUCUGGCCUUUCUGCUUCUAUCUAUUCACUUUCCAUCAUGACCAUGUCAUCGCCUUCUAUGGCACAAUUGCCUAGUCCUCUUGCAAAGUCCCCUGCGCGCAGCGUGGCUCCUCGCAAGCGGCGACGAAGAGCUCCUCCAAGUGGUGCCGCCGACGAUUGCUUCACCUGCAUCAAGCAGCGACGGCAAUGUGAUCGACGACGACCAUACUGCACUCAAUGCCUGGGUCAUGGCGAUGGCAACUGCAGUGGUUACAAGACUCAAUUGACUUGGGGCGUCGGAGUGGCCAGUCGAGGCAAACUACGAGGCAUGUCUCUCCCAAUUGCAAGAAAAGGCCCGACGUCGACUAGCGCACCCAAAGAGAAAUCAUCUGCUGUUGGGUCCGUAAAUAGCACAUCGAGACCAAAACCCAUUCGACCAACUUCGGCACCUUACGAAGAGCCCUCUCCCAGGGAUCACUCUGCUUCCACGAAUUCGAGAUAUGAAGAAUCAAAUGCUCUACGAGCCUACGAUUUCAUUCCCGUGCACCCUACGUCCUCUCCUACCGCCUCGAUUUCCGCUAUUCCUCAUGGGACCGUUACAUGGCAUGAGACAAUCCCAGAGCAGCAGCAUCAGCAUCAGCCAGCUAGGAGUAUGAUGAGCUCCUAUGGCGAGUCCGCGCACGGCCCAGACUGGGCACCCCAGCAUCCUUAUGCUCAUCCUGCCCAUCCUUUGCACCGGCUGCAAACCUCCUUAGGGGGAUCUUAUGAUGACGUUCAGUCAUGCACUUCUGCCACCUCCUUGAGCGGCUUCAGCGAUAGCGAGUAUCCCUCUCCUGUGGAUUAUCCGGACACGCCAGAGGACAUCUCCUUGAUGAAUGCGCCGCUCCCUCCAUCUUACGCAGAGUUUUACGCACCACAGGCUCUUGGAAUGAGCGCGAGCGAGCGGUCCUUUUAUCCUGGUCGAGCGCCAACAUCUUCAUGUUCAGUGCCUUACGACGGUAUGGCGUCAAGUAUCAGCUCUGAUCGCAGUAUCUACGACUAUACAGAGCCUGGCCGCUUUGCCCCACACCCAAUCGGGUCAUCGUAUAGCACGGACGGCAUUCUCGUUGAAGAAGAAUUAAGAGGCAACCCUCGUGAGGCUCGUGAUUCGAGGAAUAGUACUGGCUAUGGGUGCGGCCCCUCUACCAAUCGUGAUGGCUCAAGUCACGUUUUGACUGACGAUGGCGUUUCUGUCUCGACAGCCUCGGUCUUACCUUCGUCUCCAGCAGGAUCCUCGACGGAAGUCCCAUCGCACCCUUUCCUGGAAGCUUCUAGUGCUGCUCAGCGUAUUCAGUCACUGAUAGGCUUUUACGACCGGGCCAUCUGUCCUCGAUUGGUGGCAUUUGAUGGCCCGGCAAAUCCCUACAGAGUGCACAUCUUGCGGUUGGCGAUGGAAAGCGAGACCUUACGAUAUGCCAUUGCCGCGCUCUCCGCCAACAACCUGCGUAUGAGAAUGAGCAAAGACCGUGCCAAGAUCCGCCAGCAUCAUCUUGCUUCGAGCGGCGGCAGCAAUCGUCGAGGCAGAAGCGUUUCUGUAGAGCCGACUCAAGAGCCUUCCCUUCGGUCUGCCGCAGAUAGCCUACUGCAGGAGGAGUCCCAUUUUAAGGCGACUUCAGUCCAGCUACUCAAUGGGCAGCUCAAAGAUUCGGAACUGGCCAAGAGCGACUCCAUUUUAGCAACCCUUGUCAUCCUCUGCCUCUUCCACACAUGCGAUACUGGCGUUUCCCAAUUGCGAACCCAGUUUGCUGGGGUCAGAAAGCUUCUUGAGCUUUGCGAUAGUAGAUCGCAGUCCGACUUUCGUAGCUGGGUGGAAUUCUUCUUCACGUGGUUCGACGUUAUGACUGCUGCUGUCAAUGACAGAGAACCUCAACUGCGUCAGGGAUAUCUCGACAUGUUGAGUGCUCUUGAUGAACAACCGGGCGGCCUUGCGCAAAUGAUUGGCUGCGACGGCCGGCUGUUUCGAAUAAUCUGCCGGCUGGGUCGCUUGAACCUUUUAAGCCAGAGAAGACCUGUGGCAGGACCCAGUGAGAAUAUGUCGGAUAGCUCGCAAAGCCUCUACCGUGGACACACUCCCCAGUCGCCAGCUGCCAGUCGACAACUACCCGCUGGACGGGAUUACUACAGUUUAAAUUACGACAGCCUAGACGGCAGUGGCUGGACCAUGAUGUCGCGAAGUUUCCACGAAGGUUUCGAUGACAGCAGCUCUGGCACCGAUGACCGUCACGUUUUCUGGCAAGAAUGGCAGGACGUUCGGGAUGGACUCAAAGAAUGGGAAUUGGAUCCGACCAUGCCCGCGCAGAUGUGCUCCGCAACGCCAGACGUUUCUCCCCGGCAACGAGAUCUGUUGAAUAUUUCUGAAUCUUUCCGGUAUGCUGCACUUCUGUACACCGAGCGCCUUGCUCAUCCGGCGUCACCAUCAUCGCACCCCAACUUCCAAAAUCUCGUUGCCCAAGCACUUUACCACAUCACCAGCAUUGCAAGCACUUCAACGGUCCACAAGUUCCUCCUCUGGCCUCUUUUCAUCACUGGAGGGGAAUGUAUCGAUGAGGUUCAUCGCUCCAUUGUGCGCCAGCGAUGUCUUGAUAUUCAGAGCGAAUCGGGCUUCUCGAAUAACAUAUCCGGUUUGGAAGUCCUCGAGAAGGUAUGGCGCGAUGAUGUGGGCGAUGAUGCGCUGCUUGGCACCCGUGGCCGAAAUGAUGCUACUGCUGGGGUUUCGUCAUAUCCUGCAGCUGCACCGACGUCGCAUGUUCGGCAUGCAGCGGUUGGAGGGCAGGCAUUCAAGUGGCGACGAGCAAUGGAUCGGUUGGAUGGGGAAUAUAUCGUGAUAUAAAGCGAAUUCUCUCUUAUAUGCUCAUAUAUUCGGCGAGCCUUGUCCGAACAUCGAAAUAUAGCAAACGUUCCCCUUCUCCUCUCUUCUUCAACAUACAGUUGGUGAAGAGCUCUUGCAUUGAUUAUGAGAUUUUGGGCCUUCGCGUAUUUGUCGCGCUUCAGACAUCUCACAAAACGGAUCUGGAUUUUCUCAUUGGUCGAUAUUUUUGGGUAACGGGAUAUACCCUAUUCAGCCCUUCUU
Molecule: messenger RNA, 3138 nt
Organism: Xylona heveae TC161
Lineage: Eukaryota; Fungi; Ascomycota; Xylonomycetes; Xylonales; Xylonaceae
Exons: 1
Coding region: 88-2898 (936 amino acids)
Biological process (GO): regulation of DNA-templated transcription
Molecular function (GO): zinc ion binding; DNA-binding transcription factor activity, RNA polymerase II-specific
Source: RefSeq, a predicted model, not a curated record